This is a messenger RNA of Verticillium alfalfae VaMs.102, 3276 nucleotides long. RefSeq lists its product as hypothetical. Gene Ontology annotation, cellular component: Rpd3S complex. The transcript is spliced from 7 exons. The record is from RefSeq and is a predicted model, not a curated record. Lineage: Eukaryota; Fungi; Ascomycota; Sordariomycetes; Glomerellales; Plectosphaerellaceae. Gene Ontology annotation, biological process: regulation of transcription by RNA polymerase II. Bases 1 to 3276 code for a protein of 1091 amino acids.
AUGCCCAAGUGGAUUCCCAUCGCGAAGAAGAAGGAAGGCCAGCCGGUGCGCAGGAUCAUUCUGAAGAAGAGCACGGCGCACCUCCAGGCAGCGCAGGCGACCGCGCGAGCCUCGGCCACAGCUGCCUCAUCCACGCCGACGCCGCCGGCGACCAAGACGGAAUUCGAUCGAAGAUCUUCUUACAGCACGGUUGCUGAAGGGGUGGAAACGACGGCUGUCGACAGCGACGGCGCUGGUGCUGAUGCGGCCGCGUCGGUCGUGCUGGGAACCAAGCCAGAGUCUGGCUCUGGCUCCGCACCAGACAGUGUGACGCCCGCCUCCCCCUCUCCGCAACCUCUCGCCCAGGAAGCAUCAGCACCUGCAGCCGCGGAAAAGCCCAUGCGGCGAGCACUGCCUACCAACGAGUCGGACGACGAGCACGAUCAGAAGAGCACCGGCACCAAGACAACGACGCUGCGCAAUCCCCUGUCGAGGCGGAGCCUCAACAGAACCGUGCCUGCCAGGGAGCGCAUCGAAAGGGUCAUUGAGCAAGCGAUUCACGAGGCACUCGAUCACUGCCGCUAUCCCACGGCAUGGGCUCUGCGUACGCUUUACGACGAAAAGUCCUCCGACGCGCAUUUUCUCACUCUGGUCGAGUCCAUCUUUUCUCAGACUGCCGACUCGUCGGUCGUUGACGAGUUUGCGAAGCUCAUCGAGGCGAAGAAGAGGGAAGGUAACAAGGAAAAUCGAGCCCGCGAUCACUUUGGCCCACCGUCGCCAAAUCCCAACGGCAUGAGCGGACAAAAAAGGAAGCGUGCACCGUACGCCAAACUCAUCACGCUCGAUCUCACCAAGGCAAGACGUCCGAGUUCACCUGAACCCACACCUGCGCCUGCGGUGCCGCCUCCAGUCGUCGAGGCGCCCGUGCCCGUGCCAGCAACGCCCAUUGUUGUGACGCCGUCAAAGAGGAAGCACAAAUCGCGAAAGCAGCACACAGCAUCGCCGUUCAUGGCGAAACCCUCGACCGCCGGCGAUGGCGGCGCCCUCGUCACGCCGUCUCGGAGGCGUGCUCGUCGGGACUCCGCAGGCAGCGACUCGUCUGCUCUGUCGGAGCUUUCGGGCUCGCCUUCUCUGCCGUCGCCUACGCCUGCAGCUAUCCGUGAUCGCAACGUCGAAGGGGCUGCCGCCGCCCCCGCGACGAGCGCCAAGAUCAUCUUCAACGAACUGCGGCCCAGUCGACAACGCAACGCAAAAAUCACAAAGAAGAUGAUCAUCGACGCACCCGACCCCUCGGCCUUGUCAUCCUCGGGCAGCCCUGCGCCUGCUGAUCCUGCCAUGUCGGACAUUCCCUCGUCGCCCCAAUUUGCUGACGCAGUUCCCGCUCGUAGGCCGGUCGGCAGGCCAGCUAAGGGCUCCAAGACGACACGAGCGGCGAAGGCAAAUGCCAAGGCGUCUACGCAGGGAAAGAGCAACAACGAGGUCAGCGCUGUGGAUGAAGCCAACACGGCCAGGCGGAGGAUGGCGCGGCUUCAGAGCAACUUUGCCGACGUCGAUGCCCCCGAGGAGAGCUCAAUCCGCGGCGAGACGCAGAACAGCGCCAGCGCCAGCGCGAAUGCGACCAGCGCCAUCGAUCCGCCCUUCUUGGGACGGAGCUCCAAGGCCCCCGGUGGCCCCCCCCAAUCCCGGGUUUGCCCGGAACCGGAAGAAGCGACAAUCGGUGGGAAGGAACCCCCAGCGUGCCUUGGAACGCAGGCCAAGGGGGAAACCACCCGGCUUAACAAGAGGGGGUUUGAAGGGGUCCAAGCCCCCUUCGCGAAAGGUCGUUCGUUCCCACCCCGAGGAGCCUCGAAAUGGGAAUCCUUCCAGAAGCUGGCACGCCCGUCAGCACGCGGGCUGUCAAAAAGCAACGCACCUGGCACUGGGCUGCGUGUCAAGUCAUCGCCCAAGAAGAAGACCAUCGGCACUGCAGCAGGCGUACCUCGCCAGAGCGGAGAGGGACAUCCUUUCUCAUCCAGCGGGGCUCACUUCAAUUCGGAUGACAACGACGAUUAUUGCUCGGCGGGCGGCGGGGUAGGUGAACUCAUUCGCUGUGAGCACUGCUCCCGGUCCUUCCAUUUCGAGUGCGUCGAUCUGCUCGUCGACGAGCCUCUCCCUGAUGAAUGGUUUUGUCAACGGUGCAUCGGAACGAGGUUUCCGACCCGAUCAUCUGACAAGAGGCCGGGCCAUUUCGGUGCCCUCCUGGCGGUGCUUGACAAGACCAAUCCAGGGGCGUUUGAGCUGCCGCAGCACAUCCAGACCUACUUUGAAAAUGUGCGAGCUGGUCCUCAGGGGGACUACGAGGAAGAAAACGCCGUGGUGCCCAAGGUCCCCAAGAAACGAGGUGGUUACGAGGAGGCGCCGGACUUCCACAAAGUCCGCGAUGCAGAUGGGUCGCCAGUCUUGUGCCACAACUGCCAGCAAGCGACGGCCAGCGACCGUUCCGUCAUUCCGUGCAGCAUUUGUGGUCUGCACUGGCAUCUGGACUGUCUCGACCCGCCGCUCGCCAUCCCGCCGGUUCUGCGCACCUGGGUCUGCCCGGCUCACAAUGAUGACUUGCUGGCGAAGCUUCCCGGCAGCCUCGCCCCCGCCCACAAGUAUCGCAAGAUUCGCGAUGCCACGGUUAUCACCCCGCUGUACAGUCGUGGCAUGAAGAACAAUGGCUUCAUCGAGGUCAUCAACGACGAGUCUGACAAUGACAGCGGAUGGAACGACGUUACCUCGUUUGGCCGUACCUACCGCUUGCCCGAGAAGGGCAUCAUUUUGGAUUUUGUCUCACAGAAACCCGUUGCUCCAGCAGCCCCCGACGACGAACAACUGGAGGCUGCGCCAGAGUCGCGACCCAUGAUCGGCCAGGUGUCGAUCACGGAACACCAGGCAGCGCUGAACCUGGCUCAGCUGCGCGAAUCCAACAGCGACGGUCUUUCUCAGCUCACCACAGCUCUUCUGGAUAACGCCGAUCCUGCUGUCCUGUCGCUCAUAGCGCGCGGCGACGCCACUAACCUCGCCAGCGGCAACCUGGGCCAGCGAGACCAGCAGAGCCUUCAGGCCAUGCUCGCGGAGUGCAAGGCCAUGGAAGCACGCAUCCAUGCUGCGUUGGCGGGCCAGAGCCCUACGGCCCGCGACGGCGAUGCUCUAUCCGCAAAGACUGAGUCGGCCGAGGUUGAUCUUCCUACACCUGCCACGACAGGCCCAGAUCACCUCGAGUCUGCCAACGGCAAAUCCGACCAGGGUGAGGCCGGCAUUAUGGAUGUCGAUUAA